Messenger RNA from Ananas comosus (pineapple), 791 nucleotides. RefSeq lists its product as uncharacterized. Lineage: Eukaryota; Viridiplantae; Streptophyta; Magnoliopsida; Poales; Bromeliaceae. Bases 71 to 628 code for a protein of 185 amino acids. The record is from RefSeq and is a predicted model, not a curated record. The transcript is spliced from 4 exons.
UGACCGUUCGUUAGACGUCCACCACCAAUCCAAGGCGCGAACUCAUCUUCGUCUGAAACCCCCCGCUUUCAUGGCGGAGUUCCUUCCCUUGCCACCCCCGAAUCCACCCACAUUCUCCGAUUUCUUUAAGCAGUUUCUAGAAGAUUCUAUCAAGUUCCAGUUUUUUGCAGUAAGCGAAGUAAGGAUGCCUCAUUCUCAGUUUGGUAUAUGCGAGGAGAAACUAGCAAUGAUGAUGACUGGUCCCGGUAAUACUGAUGAAGCAACAGCGACUGCAGUAGCAGCAAUCCAUCUGAGGAUCAGAGUUCGAUCCCAUUUUUGGUCUGCUAGGGCCUCCAAAGACUGCUUGAACGGGAGCAAAGCCGAGCUGCUUGCAAACAUAAAGAUUAUCGAGGACGCUAUGUUCCCUGAUGAUGCGCUUAAAGCAGCAACCCUGCAGGAAUGCAUCAGAUCGUGGGGAGGAGAAGGAUCAUCGAGGCCUGCACUCUGGAAGAGAUCACACAAGAGAGCAGCCAAAAAUGGCGGCGUUGAUCUGAUGAACAGUCUCAUAGAUUGCGUACUCGACAGCAAUGCGUUCUAUGAGAGGCUUCCGACUUUCGUAGAGAUGUAUAAGGAAGAUCUGCACCUAUAGAUCAUUCUCUUUUGCUUUAUAAUUCUUGUUAUUGUAUUUCUUGGGUGAAAGAACAAAAGCAACUUGAGUGUAUUUAUGACAUGAAUGUGAUGUACAUGAGUUUCUGAAUUAAAUGCCACAUUAUUAUUACCUUUCAAUAUACCUGAGAAACCUUCACCCCUCA